AAAGAACAAACCAUAACUCUCUGUAUUACCGGCAUGACAGAUCUCCUAACCUCACGUGCGUCAUUUUUUAUCAUUUCAUAAUUUUCGAUCUGUUUGAGAGCGACACUUUUUUCUUUCAAAAUCGUGUUCUACGCACCAAAAUACACAAUUGUGCAAAGUUUCAGCGAAAUUCGUGAGGAGGCCUGUAUUCUUCACAAUUACCCUAUAAGCUUCCUCAAAUCGGUCAUGUCAAGAGGAUUACAUUAUGGAAACUGCUUCAGGAAUUUUGUCAGACAGCAAAAUUACAUGAAUACUUACUACUAUUAUCAUCGAAUAUAUUGUGGAAUGCACAAGAUUUCUGUGCCUCUACAUGCUGCCAUGAUUGAUGAUACAAAUGCAACAGAAAAUAGAGCUUCUGUUGAGCAAAGACGAACAAGGAGUUUAAUCAGAGAUAGUCUUUCAUUGAAGGAUUUCAUAACCCCCGAGCCACCCAGAAUUGAUAUAUCCCCUGAAGAAUCUAUCCCAUAUGUGCAAGAUAUUCGUGGAGAAGGUCAAAAAGUGUACUUUGAAAUUUAUGGUUGCCAAAUGAAUGUGAAUGAUACUGAGAUAAUAUGGUCGAUACUGAAAGCACGUGGUUACCAGCAGACAAAGGAUAUGGAAGGUGCUGAUAUUGUGUUGCUCAUUACUUGCUCCAUUAGAGACAAUGCUGAGCAAAAGGUAUGGAAUAAACUUGAAUAUUUAAAUGUCAUAAGGAACAAGAGAAGGAAAAAGUCUGGAGUAUCCAUGAAGAUUGGUCUUUUAGGAUGUAUGGCUGAACGUUUGAAGACUAAAAUACUGGACAAGGGAAAACUUGUAGAUGUCAUAGCAGGCCCUGACAGUUAUAAGGAUUUACCAAGGCUUCUAGCGGUAACAGACAGCGAAACAGCUGUUAACGUUGUAUUGUCCUUUGAUGAGACAUAUGCGGACGUCAUGCCGGUUAGACUCAAUCAAGACAGGAUUGGAGCAUAUGUCUCCAUAAUGAGAGGUUGCGACAACAUGUGCACCUACUGUAUUGUACCGUUUACGAGAGGAAGAGAGAGAUCCCGGCCGAUCAUGAGCAUACUCGACGAGGUGCGACAUUUAUCGGACCAGGGUAUAAAGGAAGUUACUCUGCUCGGGCAGAAUGUGAAUAGCUACAGGGACUUGUCGCAAUUGCAAUUUGUGGUGCCUGUUGGCACUGGGACUCACCUCGCCAAAGGCUUCAAGACAGUCUACAAGGGUAAGAAGGGUGGCCUGAGAUUCUGUGAUCUUUUGGAUAAGGUGUCGUUGAUCGAUCCAGAGAUGAGAGUCAGAUUCACGUCGCCGCAUCCGAAGGAUUUCCCUGACGAGGUGUUGCACCUCAUCGCCGAGAGGCCAAAUAUCUGCAAGCAGAUUCACUUACCUGCCCAGAGCGGUAAUUCCGCGGUCUUGGUCAGGAUGCGACGAGGAUAUACCAGGGAAGCGUAUUUAGAUUUGGUUCACAACAUACGCGACAUUCUUCCCGAUGUGUAUCUCUCCGCUGAUUUCAUCGCUGGCUUCUGCGGCGAGACAGAGGAAGAGUUUCAGGACACGUUAUCGCUGUUGGAGCAAGUCAAGUACAAUUAUGCUUAUAUGUUCGCCUACAGCAUGCGCGAGAAAACUACGGCGCAUCGACGGUACAAGGACGACGUUGAGCAACGCGUGAAGAUAGAACGUGUUGCUCGCAUGAUUACGUUGUACAGAAGGGAGGCGGAGAAAUUAAACAAGGCACAGAUAGGGCAGCGUCAGCUCGUUCUCGUGGAGGGUGUAAGCAGGAGGACCGACCGGAAUCUGCAGGGCAGGAACGACGGUAACGUGAGAAUUUUACUGCCACCCGCCGUGAUACCGGUCAAUCGGCAUUCCGACUCGACAAGGGAGAUGCGAGCCGGCGACUACGUUGUCGUGCAAAUUGACAAUGCCAAUUCUCAAAGCUUGCGAGCAGUGCCUCUGUAUCAUUCUUCGAUCAGCGAAUAUUCGUCAGAGAAACAAGAACUAUUGUAUUAUUAAUUCGUUACGUAAUAAAAAUAUUGGGUGCAUGUACAAGUCACUCGAACGUUUAUUUUCGAUACGUAAUAAUUAAAUAUCAGUCAAAUAUUGUCUUAGUUUCUUUUUCUUUUCUCUACCUUAUGGCCCUUGACUUGGCCGAAUAAUUGCGUUCAGCGGAACGAAGCAAUUAAUGUAAUUAAUUGUAAUUAAUGUAAUUAAUUGUAAUUAAUGUAAUUAAUUGUAAUUAAUGUAAUUAAUGGGAAGAAGAAUAAACUCGGUCAAACGAAA
Molecule: messenger RNA, 2289 nt
Organism: Harpegnathos saltator (Jerdon's jumping ant)
Lineage: Eukaryota; Metazoa; Arthropoda; Insecta; Hymenoptera; Formicidae
Product: CDK5RAP1-like protein
Exons: 8
Coding region: 226-2022 (598 amino acids)
Biological process (GO): tRNA modification; negative regulation of cyclin-dependent protein serine/threonine kinase activity
Cellular component (GO): cytosol; mitochondrion
Molecular function (GO): 4 iron, 4 sulfur cluster binding; tRNA-2-methylthio-N(6)-dimethylallyladenosine(37) synthase activity
Source: RefSeq, a predicted model, not a curated record